Penicillium verhagenii is the source of this 1830-nucleotide messenger RNA. RefSeq lists its product as uncharacterized. The transcript is spliced from 3 exons. The record is from RefSeq and is a predicted model, not a curated record. The coding region runs from base 1 to 1830 and encodes 609 amino acids. Lineage: Eukaryota; Fungi; Ascomycota; Eurotiomycetes; Eurotiales; Aspergillaceae.
AUGGUGCCUAAACCCAACACUUUCUUGAGCACUCUGCUCGUCUCGGCUUCACUCAUUAGCUCGGGAUAUGCAGUUGCGGGUGGUGGUUCUACCACUUGUACUACCGUGAACCUCUUCCAGAACCCUUCAUUCGAAACUGGUGACAUGACCGACUGGGCCAUUGGAUCUCCGAAUACCGGAAGUGACUCUGGUGCAGUUGUAUCUGGUGAUGCUUCGGAUGGAAGCUAUUAUUUCUCGAUUCCAGCCACUGAUACUUGGGAAUAUUUGACGCAGGAGUUGACAGGUCUGGAAGUUGGCCAGACCUAUACGCUCUCUGUGGACUAUUCCUAUGAUUGGACCGCAGCUACCGCGCCCACCUAUCCGUCGGACCUAUGUUAUAUCAGCUUCGCUCAAAAUGCCUGGACCGCUUGGAUCGACGGGAGAUCUAUAGUUGACCCAUCGGUGAACGCAGGAUGGACGACUUACAGCGUCAGCUGGACACCCACCACAUCGUCCGUAGAUGUCUUCCUCGGCUUCGGAUGUGUGGGAAGUACCACUCUGCGCUUUGAUAACCUCAAGGCCACUAACGGCGAAGAAACCUGUGUUACCAGUACUCCCACACCUACUCCUGCUGCCAGUUCCUCGGCUGUGCAAUCCUCCCCUAUCAAGUCUUCCUCUGUUGUGGAGUCUAGCUCGUCAAAGGCUUUGAUUUCUUCCACCCCUGUUCCAAGCUCGGUUCGCCCUUCGGCGUCUACUCCUGUUGGCUCCAGCCCUGUUCCUCAUUCUCCUUCUCGACGUCCCACUCCUUCCGCUCCCGUUCCUUCAUCUGCGCCUUGGAGUCGUCGUCCUAUCUCGUCUACUGCCAGGCCCUCUUUCACUCCCUCUGGAUCUGUUGCCGCUCCUUCGGUUACUCCUUCGGGAUCUCCUGGAUAUGGCGGUCACGGCUCUGGUGGUCACGGCUCUGGUGGUCACGGCUCUGGUGGUCACGGCUCUGGUGGUCACGGCUCUGGUGGUCACGGCUCCGGUGUUCACGGCUCCGGCUCUGACUCUGGCUCCGGUGGUCACGGCUCUGGAUCUGGCUCUGGCUCUGGCUCCGGUGGUCACGGCUCCGGCUCUGACUCUGGCUCCGGUGGUCACGGCUCUGGAUCUGGCUCCGGCUCCGGCUCUGGUGGUCAUGGAUCUGGCUCUGGCUCUGGUUCCACAACCUCUACAAUUCUUACCACCCGGACAAGCACCAUAACCGCUUGCCCCUCCACUGUCACCGACUGCCCGGCCCGAGACCGUACCACUUACUUGACCACCGAGACGGUUGUUGUGGGAACUACUGUCUGCCCUCUUACCGAAGGAUCUCAGCCCACCGCUACUACCUCACCGGUUAGCCAGAGUGAGGGCAAUGGCUCGACUGAGCAGAUGACCACAUCGACUGCUUUUAUUACGCGCACGUCCACAAUUACUGCUUGUCCUUCCAGCUCUGGUUCUUCCGGUGAGGAAGAGGUCAGCACCACCAUCAUUUAUUCGACCAAGAUUGAGUCUGGAACCACCGAAACCAUUGCUAUCGCAACUGAGGUUCUUACUCUCACGGCCGCCAAAGCCUCUGGAACUGGUAUCUCAGGCGUCGGGGCCGUUGGAGUGCCAUCUGUGCGCAGCACACACAUUCACAUCCGGCCUACCCAAACGGCCUUUGCCACUUCCAGUUCCUCUGUUCCUCAGGGCAGCUCUGGUGUAGGAUCUAUUUCUACCUCGACCAGUAGUCCUGCUGCCCCGGUCUACACCGGUGCCGCUUCACCUUCCUUCACUUUCUCCACUGGCCUUCUCGGCGCUUUGGCUCUUCUUGUUAUGCGUCUUGUAUAA